Molecule: messenger RNA, 2998 nt
Organism: Salvia miltiorrhiza (redroot sage)
Lineage: Eukaryota; Viridiplantae; Streptophyta; Magnoliopsida; Lamiales; Lamiaceae
Product: glyoxylate/hydroxypyruvate reductase HPR3
Exons: 3
Coding region: 238-1236 (332 amino acids)
Cellular component (GO): cytosol
Molecular function (GO): hydroxypyruvate reductase [NAD(P)H] activity; glyoxylate reductase (NADPH) activity; NAD binding
Source: RefSeq, a predicted model, not a curated record
GUAUCCAAACCCAUAGAAAAUGUCGACUGCUGAAUUAAUAAUCCAUUACAAGUUUUGUGUGUAUCCAAAAUGUGAACUGACAUGAGAAUAAAAAAACAUUGAAGAUUCUGCCCAGAAAGGAAAAGACAAGAUCAGCAAGUAGUUUUUUUUUCUUCCACCAAUUAGGUAAUCAGCCUUAAAUCAUAAAUAAUAUUUUUGCUCACGAAACGCAAUGCUAUUCCCACGAUCUUCUGCAACAUGGCCGCCGCCGACGACGACGAAGGCCACCAGCCCAAAGGAACGCCGCCACUGCUUAUUCUCCACCACCUCCCGAAUUUCAAGCUACCGAUUUUCCCUCUCCUCCGCGCCAGAUACACCGUCCUCGACCCGAGCGACGAACCACCCGACCCGUCAUUCCCGACCCUCUCGAAGGCCGCGCGCCUCAUGCUGUGCGCGGGGCCCACGCCCGUCACGGCCGACGACCUCGACAGGUACCCCGCCCUCGAGUGCGUGAUCGGCUCCAGCGCCGGCGUCAACCACUUUGACCUCGCCGCAUGCCGCCGUCGCGGCGUCCGCCUCACCACUGCCGGAGAUUCCUUCUCCGACGAUGUGGCGGAUUACGCCGUCGGGCUCGCGAUUGAUGUACUGCGACGGGUCUCCGCUGCUGAUCGGUUUGUACGGGCCGGGUCUUGGCCCGUUAGGAAAGAGUAUGGUCUGGGUGCAAAGGUGAGUGGAAAACGAGUUGGGAUAGUGGGACUAGGAAGCAUCGGGUCAAGAGUGGCGAAGAGGUUUGAGGCAUUUGGGUGCAGCAUCGCCUACACCUCAACAAAGAUGAAGCCAAAUGUUUCCUAUUCUUACUACGCCGAUGUUGCUCACCUCGCAUCCAACGCCGAUAUUUUGAUCGUCUGCAGCGCCCUCACAGACGAGACACGCCACUUGAUCAAUAAGGACGUUAUGAGUGCGUUGGGAAAGUCGGGCAUAAUCGUGAACGUAGGGCGUGGGGCGCUGGUUGAUGAGAAGUGCUUGGUUGAGAUGGUGGUGAGAGGUGAGAUCGGUGGUGCUGGUUUGGAUGUGUUCGAGAAGGAGCCUCAUGUUCCACAAGAGCUGUUUGCGUUGGAUAAUGUUGUGUUGUCUCCGCAUCAUGCUGUUUUGACUCCGGACUCCUUGGGAGCGCUUGAGGAUCUCAUGUUGGCCAACAUUCAAGCUUUCUUCUCCAACCGCCCUUUACGGGCAGAGCUGCACCUACCUCCACCUUAAUGAGGUGGAGAGCUCCAACUCGGAGAACAACAACGUUAACACCGGCGGCAGGAUGUCGAACCUGAGCCGCUACGAGGACCUGAAGCAGCGUGACUCGAACACGUUCGGGCAGUACCUGAAGAACCACCGGGCUCCGGUGUCGCUGGAGAAGAAGCGGAAAAAGGAAGCCCUUGCUCCGUUACCUUCGAAGUGGAACCUGAGGAGGCCGCCGAAGAAGAGCUGGUGAGUCCAAAAACGGGAAAGCUCCAAGCCUCCAACUCCAAGAAAGAAACGAAAGCAAGCCAUAAUCACAACAAUUAGUCGUGCCCAAAUCUGUGGAUAUGGAGACCUUGGAGCGGCUAGGAUUGGCGGUCCAAGUAAAAGAGAAAUUUGAAGCAAUUGGAUGGGAAAAGUUCCUAGAGUGGAAGGGAGAAUUUUACAAGGAAAUGAGUGUGGAUGAAGGCCCGGUGGUGCUAGAAUUCAAAUUGAUGGGCAAACGAUAUGCCCUCUCUAUCAAUGAGCUCAACAUGGCUCUAGGCAUGAUGAACUCCAAAGGCGUUAUGACCAUGGAGUACAAGACUGCGGGCACGGUGGUGCCCGAAUUUGCCCAGGCAAAGUGGGAAACGAUCUGGCAAGAGCUGGCAAUGGGGGGAGAGUUCAAGGCAUGCUCAUCCAAGGGCACAUCGCUCAAGACUCCGGCACUUGGAAUCUGCCCUAAGUUACCCUGACACGGGUACGGGUAUCGGACUCGGGUGCGGAUCCGAGAGUCCGAUACUUAAAUUUUGAAAAUUUUAGAUACGGGAACACCGUCUUAACUUUGGACACGGGUACGGGGAUACGGUAAAUAGAAAUAUAUAUAUUAUAAAUUAUAAAGUGUAUUCAUAAUUUAAAAGUCCAAAAACCAUCAAGUUAUUACGGGAAUAUUGCGGCUGUUAGUAUGUGGCUGUUACUACAUAGCAGCUAUUACUUUAAUUAAGUUAGUGAAGUCAAACAGUCAAAAGUUGCGGCUAUAAAUGCAAAUUGUGGUUGUUAAAAAACUGCAAGAAACCUAAUGCCAAAAAUCUCGUGUCCGAAAUGCAAGUUACGAGUCGGACAAGGAUCCAGUGUCCUAGUAAGUGUCGUGUCGUGUCGUGUCGACACAGACACCUUUGCCCAAAGUGUCGUGUCCGAGUAUUGCAGAUUAUCUGCCAUAGGAUUCUGUCCUUGAACCUUUUUGGGAAGAAAGACAACAGUAAUACUAAUUCCCAACAAGAGCUUUAUAUCCUGUGGUGCAUGGAGCAUAAGAAGAAGCUAAACUUUGGGGUCUUCGCUGCAAUGCAUCAUCAACAAAGCACAACAGCGACUCUCCCUCGCCCAUUUGCCCACAGUCUUUGCCCAGAAUGAGUGAAGGAGUGGGCUACCCUUCUGUCCCUGAGAAGAGCUUCGACAUGAUCUGCCUUCAGAAUGAGGAUGGCAGAGACUGUAGAGAAGCCGUUGUCCCAACCAUCCAGGGCAGGAUCAACUCAACCCGAACCACUAUACCAGGAUCCCUUGAUGCAGACAGGACUUUGACCCGAAUCAUGGAAAUCGUGACAGAAAUACGUGAUGCCCCAAUUGCCUACUUUGCCCACAUCGGGUUCAAGUACCCACCUGGAUCCUCUUAAUUAUCCUCUCUUUUGUUUAACUUAGUUUGUGUUUUAUUUUGGUCUAGUCUGUUAGACUUUCCCUGUUUUGUCCAAGGCACAGUAGUGAAUGAGGAAAGCUCGUUCGUUUCCCUUUUUAUUUUUUCCUUGUACAUUGUGUA